UCGCGAGGAGAGAGAGAGAAAAAUAGAGAGAGAGAGAGAGAGAGAGUGUAAUGUAAAUUUCUUUGGUUUUUUAGCACAGCACCGAUAAACAGAUUAUAUAUAUAUACCUACUAAUUUUUUUCAAAUAUAACGGUCUUCUUCCCGCCAUGGCCAUGGUGGCUGAGGUGGAGAGAGAAGGCUCGCUCAAUGACCUCGAGCUAGACCACAUAGAGAAGACGAAGACCUUGAUUUGUGCCCUUAACCUUCUCUCUCGUAACCUCCCUCUUCCUCCAGACGUUUUUGAUGCCGUUUCUUCCAUCUAUCUCAGCGAUAAUGACGAUGAGAGCGACGCCGUUGAAGGCGGGGACGGUGCCGGUGGAUCUGACGGCGACGCAAUUGAGAAGGAAGGUUCUGGGAUUUCACAUGAAGGAGAUUUGAUGACUGAGCUUGAGGAUGCAUUGGUGAAGCAACGACCAAAUUGCAUAUCAGGUUCCGGAUUGACAGAAUCAAGGGAACAUCGUGUCCAGAGUCACAUCCAGCGGCGUUUAACUGAACUUGAAGAAUUGUCAACAAGCAGAGGUGAGGACUUGCAGUCGAAGUGCUUGCUUGAACUAUAUGGACUAAAGCUAGCAGCAUUGCAGAGCAAAGUUCGGUCUGAUGUGAGUUCAGAAUACUGGCUUCGUAUAAAUUGUGUGUACCCAGACAAGCAAUUGUUUGACUGGGGCAUGAUGCGACUCUGUCGUCCUCUAUAUGGUGUGGGAGAUGCUUUUGCCACGGAAGCUGAAGAUCCUCUGAAGAAGAAACGGAAUGCAGAGCGUCUGUCAAGGUUAGAGGAAGAGGAAAAGAAUCGUGUCGAAAGCAGAAAAAGGAAAUUUUUUGCAGACGUACUCAAUGCCGCACGUGAACUGCAAUUGCAAGUACAGGCUGCUCAGAAACGACGCAAACAAAGGAAUGAUGGUGUUCAGGCAUGGCACGGAAGGCAACGGCAACGUGCUACACGGGCUGAAAAAUUGAGGUUCCAAGCUCUGAAAGCUGAUGAUCAAGAAGCUUACAUGAAAAUGGUUGAGGAGAGCAAAAAUGAACGAUUAACAAUGCUUCUUGGAAAAACCAAUGAUCUACUUGUUCGUUUAGGAGCUGCUGUUCAACGUCAAAAAGAUGCUGAACAUGAUGGCAUUGAACCCUUGAAAGGCUCAGACGCUGACUUGCCUGACUUGACUGCUUCGAAGAAUGGAAUCCCUGAGGAUUCACUUCCUGAGGAAGAUGAGGACAUCAUUAAUGAUGAGCCUGAUCGGCGUGUUAAGACAGGUGAUCUACUUGAAGGCCAACGGCAGUACAAUUCAGUUGUUCAUUCAAUCCAGGAGAAGGUAAGCGAGCAGCCAUCCAUGCUACAGGGUGGAGAACUAAGAUCGUACCAAUUAGAGGGGCUUCAAUGGAUGUUGUCAUUGUUCAAUAACAAUCUGAAUGGAAUUUUAGCUGAUGAAAUGGGGUUGGGAAAGACAAUUCAAACCAUUUCCUUGAUAGCAUAUCUCAUGGAAACCAAGGGUGUGACCGGGCCCCAUUUGAUUGUGGCCCCAAAAGCUGUACUUCCAAAUUGGAUUCAUGAAUUUUCAACCUGGGCUCCUAGCAUUGUUGCUGUUCUUUAUGAUGGACGCUUAGAUGAGAGAAAGGCGAUGAGGGAAGAAUAUUCAGGGGAGGGAACGUUCAAUGUGUUGAUCACCCACUAUGAUCUUAUUAUGAGAGACAAAGCAUUUCUGAAGAAAAUUCACUGGCACUACAUGAUUGUUGAUGAAGGACAUCGGUUGAAAAAUCACGAAUGUGCUCUUGCGCGGACUCUUGUCUCAGGCUAUCGGAUUCGACGGAGACUUCUGUUGACUGGUACCCCGAUACAGAACAGUUUACAGGAAUUAUGGUCCCUGCUUAAUUUUCUCCUUCCAAACAUUUUUAAUUCGGUUGAGAAUUUCGAGGAGUGGUUCAAUGCCCCCUUUGCAGAUAAGUGUGAUGCCUCUUUGACUGAUGAAGAAGAGUUAUUGAUCAUUCGCCGUUUGCACCAUGUUAUAAGGCCAUUCAUACUGAGGAGGAAAAAAGAUGAGGUGGAGAAGUUUCUUCCUGGGAAAACACAGGUCAUAUUGAAAUGCGACAUGUCAGCAUGGCAGAAAGUAUACUAUCAGCAAGUUACGGAUGUGGGGAGGGUUGGGCUGGAUAAUGGGACGGGGAAGUCUAAGAGUCUUCAGAAUCUGUCGAUGCAGCUCAGAAAGUGUUGUAACCACCCAUACCUUUUCGUGGGCGAAUAUAACAUAUGGCGCAAAGAGGAGAUCGUCAGAGCUUCAGGAAAGUUUGAGUUACUUGAUCGUUUACUCCCCAAACUUCAUAAAUCAGGGCACAGAGUCCUCCUUUUCUCACAGAUGACCCGUCUCAUGGACGUUUUAGAAAUCUAUUUGCAACUUCAUGAUUUUAAGUAUCUUAGACUUGAUGGCUCCACAAAAACUGAGGAAAGAGGGUCUUUACUGAGAAAAUUCAAUGCUCCAGACUCCCCUUAUUUCAUGUUUCUACUGAGUACUCGUGCUGGAGGUCUUGGUCUAAACUUACAGACAGCAGAUACUGUGAUAAUUUUUGAUAGUGACUGGAACCCCCAAAUGGACCAACAGGCAGAGGAUCGGGCACAUCGUAUUGGUCAAAAGAAGGAAGUAAGGGUUUUUGUGCUCGUUAGUGUUGGAUCAAUUGAAGAGGUUAUCUUGGACCGUGCAAAACAGAAGAUGGGAAUUGAUGCCAAGGUCAUCCAGGCAGGGCUAUUCAAUACAACUUCCACAGCUCAAGACAGGAGAGAGAUGUUGGAAGAGAUCAUGCAUAAAGGGACAAGCUCUCUUGGAACAGAUGUGCCUAGUGAGAAAGAGAUCAAUCGUUUGGCAGCCCGAUCAGAUGAAGAGUUCUGGCUGUUUGAGAAAAUGGACGAGGAGAGAAGGCAGAAGGAGAAUUACAGAUCUCGUCUGAUGCUAGAACAUGAGGUACCAGACUGGGCCUAUGCCGCACCUGAUACUAGGGAUGGCAAGGGGAAAGGAUUUGAAUAUGAUAGUGCCAAUGUCAGUGGAAAGCGAAAUAGAAAGGAGGUUGUCUAUAUGGAUACACUUAGUGAUUUACAGUGGAUGAAGGCAGUGGAAUAUGGAGAAGACUUAUCUAAGCACUCAAUGAAAGGAAAGAGGAUGAUGAUGCAUCUCCCUGUCAUGAGCAAUGAAUUGACUGGAAAUAAUGUUGCAGGAGAGAGGAAAGCAAUAGAAUUGAAGAGUGAAACCGCAUCUGUAGCGAGUGAGGCAACAAGUGAAGAUACCUUUCCCACCUCGAAAAGGUCCAACUCCGAGGCUGUGAAUUCCCAGAAAAGUGAAUAUGAAGGGUUCAAAGAUAGCACAUGGAAGGGGCUAACAUGGAAGACACACAAGAGAAAGAGAUCCAGUUUAGUGUUGUGAGUUAAUCUAAUGCAAGAGAUUGGAAUUAUAACAGCGGAGGAGAUGGAUGAAUCUGAUUGUUAUGGCCUCCUUGAACACUGCAAGUCUGCAAUGGAAGGAUUCGAUAGUCUGAUCUUCAUAUGGCUUUCGCGUUGGUACUUCAGCUGCUCUACAUCUGUGAAAGGGGUUGAGGUGUAGUUGUGGCUAUCUGUCCAUUUACUGGCUCCCUGGUGCAGCAAGUAUGAAUGAAAAUGGCCCUUUUAGCUUUUCCAGUCAUGUCUUAUGCUCUCUCUCCUCCAUUUUCAUUCAAUAUGGAUCAAGUUGUCGCAUAUCAGAUGUCCUGUACAAUAAACCAAUUUGUGUAGUGACUUGUUUUUUCUGAAGUAUGGUCCGGGAAGGAAUAGUCUGCACAACAUUGUGAAGUGACAUUGGUAAUGUAAACCCCCUCCCCCCUUUCUCUCUCCCUCCUUCAGCUGUACAGGGAGAUAGAUAUUUAACAUAUUAUACAUUGCCUGCCAUUCCUCUCGGAUUUUGUCAAUCAAUAGUUGCCCGUCA
Ilex paraguariensis (yerba mate) is the source of this 3971-nucleotide messenger RNA. The record is from the annotation of a GenBank genome assembly. Lineage: Eukaryota; Viridiplantae; Streptophyta; Magnoliopsida; Aquifoliales; Aquifoliaceae.